UUUCUUUCUUUCCCCCUCCUCCCUCCUCGCGUCCAAUAAAAAGGGGAAAAACUUUUUUUCCCCCUUCCCCCAAUUUUUGAUGCUUAAACCCUCGCUGGGAGGAGAGGACUCCAAUCCCGACGCGCGCCGUAGCCCCCGCCCGGAUCUCCGCCAUGGCCACCGCGCCGCAGCAGCAGGCCCAGGGCUCCGCAGAUAGCAUGAUCUCGCUGCAGUCGGAAGCUGUACUGGAGAAUAACCCCUCCAAGAGCGCAAGCUCUAAGGAGCAGGUUAUUUCUGGUACGGAGAAUAUGGCUGCAGGCAAUGCUCGUGGUGCCAGCUCCUUAAAAUCGCCAAAAGGAGCACCGGAAAAAGCUAGCUCUGUCGGAAAAGGUGGAGAGCAGCCGUUUCUCUACCAGCACAAUGUGUAUGCACCGCAGCCACAGGCACUCUAUCCUGGAGGAUACAUGAAUCCUUCAGGGCAAUGGGAGGAAUAUCCCCAUUAUGUGAACAUGGAGGGUCUCCACUCUGUAUCACCUGGUAUCUACAAUGACAUGCUAUCUCCUGGAUAUGCAAACAACCCCCAAAUGAUGUAUGGGGCUUAUUCUCCUGUUUCAACUGUUGGAGAUGGCCAACAAUACUUGCCUGUGCACUUUCCCUUCUCAAGUUCAUACUACCAACCACCGGCUUCUCCUAGCAUGGGAUAUUCAAACUCAGUGACAGGGAUGUCUCAAGGAGACCAUAUGCUUCAGCCAGAGUACUUCCUUCCUGAUGGCCUUCUGUAUUCACCCACACCAGGGUAUCACCAACCAUUCAGUUCGUUUGACAGAGCGCCAACGCAGCCAAAUAACACACCUGGAUUAUUUGGUCAAGGGAAUAUGCCACUGGCUUCUGGAAUGCAUCACGGAUCGCCAUAUGGUCCUGGAUCCUAUAAGGCACGCCAGCAAGGUGGCAAACUUGGAGGCACUGCUCCAAGUUGGAAUUCUGGUCGCAGAUUUGGUGCUUUUGACUUGAGUGCCAAUCAACAAAGGCCAUUUGGUAGUCACAAUGGCUCUCUGGAGUUUAUGAAUGAGCAAAACCGUGGGCCACGUGCUACAAAACCAAAGAUACAAGACACAGAGAACUCCUCAGCAGAUGAGAAAAGUGAGAAAACUGUUCCAUUGAUUGAUAGCGAACUGUACAAUCGCCCUGAUUUUAUCACCGAGUACAAAGAUGCCAAAUUCUUUGUAAUAAAGUCCUACACUGAGGACCAUGUACAUAGGAGCAUUAAGUAUAGUGUUUGGGCCAGCACAGCUAGCGGGAAUAGAAAGCUGGAUUCUGCUUACCGUGCAGCCAAAGAGAAAGAAGACCAUUGCCCUAUUUUCUUGUUUUUCUCGGUUAACGGCAGUGGUCAGUUUUGUGGUGUGGCUGAGAUGAUUGGACCUGUCGAUUUCGACAGAAGUGUUGAUUACUGGCAGCAGGACAAGUGGAGUGGCCAGUUCCCUGUGAAGUGGCACAUAAUUAAAGAUGUCCCAAAUAACCUUCUGCGGCACAUCAUUCUUGAGAAUAAUGAUAAUAAACCUGUGACAAAUAGCAGGGAUACACAGGAGGUGAAGCUGGAACAGGGCCUCCAGAUGUUAACCAUCUUCAAGAACCAUGAGGCUGAGACGACAAUCUUGGAGGAUUUCGACUUCUAUGAGCAGCGGGAGAAAGCCCUGCAGGAGAACAGACGUCAACAGCAACCUGGCAACACCAUUCCUCAGAAGCCAGCGGAUACCAAGGCUCAAGCUCUUGUGGCUGAUAUGUCAGAUGCAUUUGCUAAGGCUGUCCAGUUGGAGGAGGCCGAGAACAGUGGGAAACCCCCGAAAGCUGAGAGCGCCUCAGCUGAAAAUGGAUCCACAGCCACAGCUAAGGUCGAAGAAGGCGACACAAAUGUGAAAGCAGACCCUGUGGAGGGAAGUGGUUGAUUCAUCUGUCUGCUAAUUUGUAAGCAGCAGUUGAAUAGUGUGCUGCUUUGUGAAGGUCGGAGGGGGGCAAAGUGCAGGUUGAUUGUGUUAAAUAUGGUCGUGUCGCGUCAGUUGUACAACAUCAUAGGGCUUUGUUUCAUCAUUUAGGUUAUAAUUUCAAUAUCAUAGUUCCAAAAUUAUUGUUUGCAGUUCUCUUCGUCCCUGUUUUAUUUCCGCAUGUUCUUCCUUGUUCCUCGUGUCGCACCAUGAAUGCUGUUCAUUCUAGUGGUUUAGCCAUAAGAAGCUGCAAAAUUAAUGCUGCGGGAACGCUGCAUUUUCUGCAGUUGGAUGAUUAUACUAUCAUGUCUUUCCUUGUCUACUACAUCCUCGUGUAAUUUCAGAGCAAAUCCUCCUUUGUGCA
Molecule: messenger RNA, 2322 nt
Organism: Setaria italica (foxtail millet)
Lineage: Eukaryota; Viridiplantae; Streptophyta; Magnoliopsida; Poales; Poaceae
Product: YTH domain-containing family protein 2
Exons: 9
Coding region: 153-1922 (589 amino acids)
Biological process (GO): mRNA destabilization
Cellular component (GO): cytoplasm
Molecular function (GO): mRNA binding
Source: RefSeq, a predicted model, not a curated record